Messenger RNA from Nilaparvata lugens (brown planthopper), 1592 nucleotides. Its product is annotated as inhibitor of growth protein 1. The transcript has 3 exons. The coding region runs from base 215 to 1249 and encodes 344 amino acids. The record is from RefSeq and is a predicted model, not a curated record. Gene Ontology annotation, cellular component: nucleus. NCBI's taxonomy places the organism in Eukaryota, Metazoa, Arthropoda, Insecta, Hemiptera, Delphacidae. Gene Ontology annotation, biological process: positive regulation of DNA-templated transcription.
UUUGAAAACAAAAAUGGCGCUUUGGAACGAUAUGUCACCGUUGAUGUUCAUUGCUAUUUUCCAGAGUUUAUUUAGUUAUUCUAUGCUUUUAUACCUUUAGCAUUGCAUAAAUGUACAUAUUAUGAUCUGUAAUGUUAUAUAGUAUAGCUUCUCAAGUUUUUAACUAACUAGUUUCUUAAUAAUUUAUAAAUUUGCAGGUUGAUAGGUUAGAAAAAUGAUAAAUCAAGCCGGAGUUGAAGCUUUAUAUUCGGCAACUUAUGUUGAAAAUUACCUGGACUGUGUAGAAAAUCUACCAGAUGAUCUUCAAAGACAAUUGUCUCGUAUGCGAGAGUUGGAUAUUUCUUAUCAAGCAUUCUUGAAAGAAGUGGAAUCACAACAGGACGCGUUGCGCAACCACAGUGACAACCAUCUGCGACGAAAGGCGCUGCACAGAGUGCAGACUGCGCUGAUUUCGGCCCAAGAAGUCGGAGACGAGAAGUUGCAACUGGCACAAGCCGUACAGGACUUAAUCGAAAACAAAUCCAGGCAGUUGGACAUCGAUUACAAAAAUCUUGUUUCGUUUUCGGACCACGGCAAGGAGCAGGAGAACAGCGAACCAGUUGCCAAAGAUACGCAACAAAAGGAGAACACCACAAAAGAGUAUGAGGGCUCCGGCGGCGGUGGCGGAGGAAGUGGUGGUGGAGGAGGUGGUGGCGGUGGGGGAGGGGUUGGAGAGAGGGAGCGCGGCGAGAGGGGCGGGUCGGGAAACUCAGGUGGUGGGGGUAAUUCGGGCAGCGGAGGGGCAAGCGAACAGCGACAGAACAAGCGGCCUCGGCGCAGUCGCGUGGAGACGGACGAAGUGGCGGUUGCGCCCGUGGCCGCCGAGCCGGCGCUCACCCCUCUGCCUCGCAUCUCUGCCACGGUCGCCACCAAGAAGGGCGCCACCGUCAAGAAGAAGAAGCGCAAAACGAAGCAAACAGUCCAGCAGCGCGAGGAGACACCGCCCCGUGAGGACGAGAUCCCGAUCGACCCCGACGAGCCGACCUACUGUCUCUGCGACCAGAUCUCCUACGGCGAGAUGAUUCUCUGCGACAACGACCUCUGUCCCAUCGAGUGGUUCCACUUUUCGUGUGUGGCGCUCGCCACAAAGCCCAAGGGCAAGUGGUACUGUCCCAAGUGCCGCGGCGACCGGCCCAACCUCAUGAAGCCCAAGGCACAGUUCCUCAAAGAACUCGAGCGCUACAACAAGGAGAAAGAGGAAAAGUCUUAGAACCUAACUCAACCUAGCUUUCACUCAACACUCGUUUCAUAGUGACACAGUCAAACCAUACAGAAAAGAUACCAUUAUGCUGCAUUAAAGGGGUUCAUUCAACAAAUACCAAGCUCGUUUCAUAGUGACACAGUCAAACCAUACAGAAAAGAUACCAUUAUGCUGCAUUAAAGGGGUUCAUUCAACAAAUACCAAGCUCGUUUCAUAGUGACACAGUCAAACCAUACAGAAAAGAUACCAUUAUGCUGCAUUAAAGGGGUUCAUUCAACAAAUACCAAGCUCGUUUCAUAGUGACACAGUAAAACCAUACAGAAAAGAUACCAUAAUGCUGCAUUAAAGGGGU